This is a messenger RNA of Fusarium subglutinans, 894 nucleotides long. RefSeq names its product methyltransferase. NCBI's taxonomy places the organism in Eukaryota, Fungi, Ascomycota, Sordariomycetes, Hypocreales, Nectriaceae. The transcript is spliced from 8 exons. Gene Ontology annotation, molecular function: methyltransferase activity. The record is from RefSeq and is a predicted model, not a curated record. Bases 1 to 894 code for a protein of 297 amino acids.
AUGGCGAAUGACAAGUCCAAAAGUUCAUCACCAGCUGCAGAGCAAUCACCUCCACGUGAUGCUGAUAGCCCGGAAGAGGCUCGUCUCGAAGCGGGUGAUGACGACUCAGCACUUGGAGUUAACCAUCAACUUCUCUUGACAUUCGGCGGCAAGAGAUAUUUCUCGCCCGAUGCUGACGCAUCAAAGAGGGUUCUUGAUGUCGGAACAGGCACUGGGAUAUGGGCAGUCGAGUUUGCGGAUGAGCAUCCUCAUGCCGAGGUCUUUGGCAUCGAUAUUGCUCCUAUUCAGCCCGAUUUUGUUCCUCCGAACUGUACUUUUGAGAUCGACGACGCUGAGAAGGAAUGGACGUGGACUAAGCCUUUCGACUAUAUCUUCGUUCGUCUCAUGGUCGGCAGCAUAGCAAAUUGGGACAAGCUGAUCCGCCAAUGCUAUGACAACUUGGAACCCGGAGGCUGGCUCGAAGUAAUCGAUCCGGUAUUCCCCGCCAAAUCCGAAGACGGAACCCUCAAACCCGACUCCCCCUUACAUCGAUGGGACGAACUAACCGCCAAAGGCGCCUUGGCCCUCGGCCGUCCCUUUGACGAAGGCGUGAACCACGAAAAGCGUCUCAAAGAAGCAGGCUUUGUCAACGUCACGCGCAAGGCGUUCAAGUGGCCUACUAACACUUGGCCCAAGGAUCCAAAGUUCAAAGAGAUUGGGCUAUGGACGCUCGCUAAUAUUGAGAGGAAUCUUGAAACGAUUAGUAGCUUCUUGUUGAGGCAGGGACUUGGGAUGAGUCAGGAGGAGAUAUUGGUUUUUAUUGCGGAGGUUAGGGCUGAGAUGAGGAAUUUGAAGGUCCAUGCUUAUUGGGAGGUGUUUGUUGUUACGGGGCAGAAGCCAGAGGAGAAACCCUGA